AAUUGUUUCUUGGAGUUGAGAAAGUGCUGCUAGCAGUAAAAUAGGACAAGUUGACGCAUGUGUGGGAUUGCAAAUUAAGGCGGAAUAAAAAGCAGACACAAUAGCUCAGUCUGUAAACGCUGUGUUUUGUUGAUCCGUCGCGCAGAAAAAAAAAGGAGUCGACGGAGAAGGAGAGAGGAAGAGAGCCGGGACGCGAUUCAAGCUGCUAUCUUUCCUGAGGGGGUGUUAAUUUAUCCGCCCUGCAACCACAACAAGAAAGCGCAGCCCUUGCGGAAUAGUCACAUUGAAGACGACACGUGUGGAUGGUUGACCACAUGUUUCCUGCGGUCUGAUCACGUUAUUGUAUCCGUGUAGUCGGAUUCUUUUUUAAGUUACAGAGCUACUCCCGGUACAUUGUUUCUUUUCUCCGUCCGAAUCUGCUACCGCGAUGUCGGAGGUUGAUGUCUCUGCAGACCGUGUCCCCAGCCGACCACUGGGGCGGACAGAGGACAUGUUGAAAGAGAACCAGGAGAACAGGACUUUGCUGAUGGUGGCAAUGAUUUUAUUGGACUUGAACAAAUGCAGCCCCAAUGCUAUCAGCACCGGAGCCAGCAGAUGUCUCGGGGGCACCGACACCGGCACGCAGGAGAAGGUGGAGCGGGGGAGUUGCCGGCUGAACGCCGGGGACAGCCGGGGCUCGGUGGCACCCAAACAGUCCCGGAACAAGAGGGCGGCCGCGGCGACGAGGGGCCAGGAGUCCCCCGAGAAGAGACACUGCUGCCCCUUCACCGGCUGUGGGAAGAUGUACGGCAAGUCGUCACACCUCAAAGCCCACCUAAGGGUCCACACCGGUGAGCGCCCCUUCGAGUGUACCUGGCCAGACUGUGGCAAGAAGUUCUCCCGAUCAGACGAGCUGACACGGCACUAUCGCACACACACGGGCGAGAAACGCUUCAACUGUCCAAUGUGUGACAAGUGCUUCAUGAGGAGCGACCACCUGACUAAACAUGCCCGGCGACAUGCAGGUUUCCAUCCCAGCAUGCUCCAGGGCUCCAGUGCGGCUAAGAGACGCCGCUGCUCCGUUUCUGUGUCCUCUGAUUCUGGAGACCAAAGCCCUGCAGGGGUGUGAGACACACCCACAUACUGUAAAUAUAUACAUAAAGGUACAUGUAGUAGAUACAGAGCCAUACACAUACGUGGACACACCCAAACAUGUGGUGUGUGCACCUACACACAAAUCCCUUCAAGUCAGACAACCCAACCAGCCAGGCCACAAUUCAGAGAGUUUUUCUGCUAUGCAUAUAACGUUGUCCAAAAGCAAACAGAAACUUUUUAAACCCGACUGUAAUCAAACUAGAGCUUCCCCCUCUUACUCCUUAAGGUGACUGGUAUUCAUUGAGGGUUAUUCUGGGCCUGUCAGACAGGUCUAGUUGUUUUGCCAAUUAUUUUAAUUUGUGUUAGUCUGUGUGACUUCUUUUUCUGAAAGAAUCUGCCAUCCAAGUGGUAUUCAUGUACAUAUAUAUAGUUUUCAUAAACACUAUAUGUUUUCACUUUGCACCACGGACUUCUUUUACAAGCGAAGACGACAAGAGUCAGCAAAAUCUUAGAUAAAGAUACGCCUGAGAUAACUGAGAUAUUCCCAGUGUAUAAAAAAAGUUUUGGGAAUAGUCCUUCAAUUUAUGUUAUUGUUGCACACAUAAACGCAUACUUUUACUUGUACAGUUAUUCUUCAGUCCAGAACAAGGCAAAUGUACAGCAGUAUUAUCAUGUAAAUAGAUUAAACAGACUACCUUUCAGGUGGAUGAUAUACUCAAAAUACUGUUGUUAAGUGUUGUUAGAGAGUAAUAAGACAAAGCUAUACUAUAGAGAAUGACAGAACUUGGGUUUUUAAUUUCGUACAUUUGGCCAUGGACUUAGUAAAUCAGGUAUACUGUAAGCUUGUAGGUAUAGGCAGUGUGUUUCCUGUGUUGAAUCAUGCAUAUUGUCACAUCAUGAUAAAUGUGCAAAUAAUCACACCAAAAUACCUUUUCAGUACUUUGGCAAGGCCAUAAUACAUCAUAGGCAAAUAAAUGUCAUCUUUCGUGUUGCUUUUUCAGGCUUGAAUUGCAUCAGUAGCGCAGGAAAACAUAACAGGGUAAAGCCUUUAAAAGGUAAAGUGGUAACUUUUUCACUUCUCUGUGUUAUGACUACAGUUAUUAAUGUUUAGUAAAAGCGUGCAAACAAUAAUGUCUGUGCCUUUUAAGAGUUUUGUAGCAGAGGGGAAUUUCUACAUUUUCAAUGUUUUUGGAUAUACUACCUGAAUGAACAUUGUCAGAUUAUUUAUGUUGAUAUUCAAUACUUUGAAUAUCAAUGACUGUCUAUUAUAUAUACCAACAGUGCCAGUUGCUGUACAUUGAAACUAACUUUUGUUUACUCUGUAUCUGGACUGCAUUUUAUCAGGGAAUAAUGUGAUGCAUGGUCAUUUCAAUUAAUACACCCCCUGGUGGUGACAUGGAAGCACAACAUUUCGCACAAGUGAAAGUCAUAAAACCCUUUUUUUUUCUGUCCUAGCGUUUUAACGCUAGGACACGGUACACUCUCUUGAUUAGUUUGUUUGUGAGUCAAUGAUUUCCAUAAUGUAGCAUGAUUGUAUGUAUUUGUUUGGUACAAUGUAUUUUUUAUUUGUCUGGUAUUCUUUUUAUAAUAAUACUAAUGGGAUGAGAGGUCUUAUUCGUCCACUACAGGAGCCAGAAACAUGGUUGAUGUCAUUAGUGUUCUUUUUAUAAUUGCCACAUAAUGCAUUAAAACAUUAAACCAGAUAGAGUGUAAAGUUAGGUGUAGUUAACCUCUUAGAACACAAACUACAUGCAUUUGUAAAGUGAAAUGCUGUUUUUCUUUUCUGGCAUUAUGACAACUGUGAUUAGAUGUUGGUGCCUUUCAGGUCAGAGCCCUAACUUCUGAUGCUACUGUACUGUAAUCAGGGACUGUCAAUACAGACCCCAUGUUAUCGCAAUAUCUAUAGAGACGGGUGAAAAAGAAAAAAACCUGAAUAAAUGAGUGGAGAAACACAGCGCAUGCAGAUGCUUCCACACAGGUUCACUGCAUGGUACAAUUAAG
Molecule: messenger RNA, 3075 nt
Organism: Xiphias gladius (swordfish)
Lineage: Eukaryota; Metazoa; Chordata; Actinopteri; Istiophoriformes; Xiphiidae
Gene: klf9
Product: Kruppel-like factor 9
Exons: 2
Coding region: 428-1108 (226 amino acids)
Biological process (GO): regulation of transcription by RNA polymerase II
Molecular function (GO): RNA polymerase II cis-regulatory region sequence-specific DNA binding; DNA-binding transcription factor activity, RNA polymerase II-specific
Source: RefSeq, a predicted model, not a curated record